Messenger RNA from Lacerta agilis (Sand lizard), 4867 nucleotides. It is a transcript of the gene LMTK2, whose product is annotated as lemur tyrosine kinase 2. Gene Ontology annotation, biological process: protein phosphorylation. The record is from RefSeq and is a predicted model, not a curated record. The coding region runs from base 313 to 4821 and encodes 1502 amino acids. Gene Ontology annotation, molecular function: protein kinase activity; ATP binding. The transcript has 14 exons. Lineage: Eukaryota; Metazoa; Chordata; Lepidosauria; Squamata; Lacertidae.
GACCUGGCGCCGGUUGGCGCAGAGGCGUGCCAAUCUCCUCCCGCGCCCCGCCCCGCCCUCUCAGGUAGCCCGGAAGAUGGCGGCGGAGAGAGGCGCUGUCGCCGCUGCUGUCGCCGGUGCGGACGGCUGGGCUGCGUGAGGCGAGCGGGAACAUUCCCCCCCCCCGCUCCCACCCUCCUCCUUCUGCUGCUGCUUCCGCUUCUUUAUCGCUGUUUCGGCGGGGACCGAUGCCGGGGUCGGCCUUGCCGCGAGGGCUGAGGGGAGACGCGGAGGGCGCCGGCAGGCCUGGCGGCGGGCGGCGCUGAGGGCGCGAUGUGGGGCAGGCGCCGGCGGCGGUUCCGGGGGGCCAGCGGGCGGCUGGACCGGCCUCUGCCCCCCUGGCUCGGCCUCCUCUUCUUCUGCUUCCUGUCGGCGUUGCUGGGAGGCGGCGAAGCGGCUCCUCUUCCGCAAGCAGGUGCAGGGGAAGCAGCAGCGACUGAAGUUCCCUUUUCGUUGGUGAUUAUUUCUGCCUGCAGCCUUGUAGGCUUGGUACUUCUGCUUGUGAACUGUGUAUCCUGUUGUAAAGAUCAAGAGAUAAACUUCAAGGAAUUUGAAGAUAAUUUUGAUGAUGAAAUAGACUUUACACCACCUGCAGAAGACACCCCAUCUGUCCAGUCCCCAGCCGAAGUGUUCACACUUACAGUUCCCACUGUUUCUUUACCAGCUCCAUCACAGUUCCAGCUUCCUACAGAAGGGUUGAAAUCCCAAGUCGUCCGUCAAAAUCUCAACUAUAUCCAAGAAAUUGGAAAUGGCUGGUUUGGAAAGGUUUUGCUUGGAGAGGUUUACACAGGCUCCAGCGUGGCCAGAGUUGUUGUGAAGGAGCUGAAAGCAAGUGCCAGUUCCAAGGAGCAAGAACGAUUUUUGAGGCAUGGAGAGCCGUACUUAAUUCUUCAGCAUCCAAACGUCCUCCAGUGUACAGGGCAGUGUGUGGAAGCCAUUCCCUAUCUUUUGGUAUUUGAGUUUUGUGACUUGGGUGACCUAAAAACGUACCUUUGCAAUGAACAGGAGAACAUUAAAGGAGAUUCCCAAAUAAUGCUGCUACAGAGGAUGGCGUGUGAGAUUGCAGCUGGACUCUGCAUAAUGCAUAAACAUAAUUUUGUCCAUGGUGACCUAGCCUUACGCAACUGCUUCCUUACAUCCGAUCUAAACGUAAAAGUGGGAGAUUAUGGAAUAGGAUUCAGUAGGUAUAAGGAAGAUUAUAUUGAAACAGAUGAAAAGAAGCUUGUGCCUCUUCGAUGGACUGCACCAGAACUGGUGACUAGCUUUCAGGACAGACUGUUAACAGCUGAGCAAACAAAGUACAGUAACAUCUGGUCACUAGGCGUAACACUAUGGGAGCUUUUCAGCGGUGCUGUGAAGCCUUACUCACAUUUAUCUGAUGAUGAAGUCCUGGUGCAGGUCAUAAAAGAGAAGCAGACUAAGCUUUCGGAACCUCGUCUUGAGCAGCCAUAUUCUGAUAGAUGGUAUGAAGUUUUGCAGUUCUGUUGGCUGUCUCCAGACAAGAGAGCAACAGCAGACGAAGUGCAUAAGCUCCUAACGUAUCUCCGUAUGCAAAGUCAAAGGGAUUCGGUGAUUGAUCCUGAACAGUGGAAUGAUCUCAAGCCUGAUUCUUCAAACAGAGAGUCCUCUGGUAACUCUGCCUUUCCAAUCCUGGACCAUUUCACAGGCAACAGGUUUGGCCGUGAGAUGGAAGAAGUUCUCACGAUAACUGAAACAAGUCGAGGGCUCAACUUUGAAUGCAUCUGGGAAGCAGCCAAACAAGACCACUUUGAAUGCGGCCAGGAAAAUCCUGAUGAGGGAAUGACUUACACCAAUAUCUUCUUCCCAGUGGAGGUUUUUGAGAGCACACUUACGGAGCAAGGACCUGGGAAUCAGGUUGAAAGUGGGCAAGAUGUGCUUCGUGUCCCUGGGGAACUUCCCGUGUUUAAUGCCCAAAAGCCUUCUGUUGGAAAUGAUUAUUACAUCCAGUUAGAAGAGAAGAGCAGAGACAAUAGUGUAAACUUUGAUAACCAGGAUUCUAUAUUGAUGACUGACAUGGACAGUCAUGCAGUUGUAAAGGACAAAAACUCUCACUUCAUAGUUCUUGGGGACUUUGCUGCUGAAUCCAGUACAGAUAGGGACUCUUUCCAUUACAGUACAUAUCCCAAGGAACAGGAUUUCAAUGUUCAUUGUCCUGAAAGUCCUUUCCAAGAUAUAUUUAGUGAUAUUGACAGAAUGGAACAAUUUACAGAUAUGAGAAAUAGGUUUGAGUUGGCUGAUCUAAAUGAUAUUCAUGUCGAGCUUGAAGCAGUUUCAUAUUCAGGUCUUGAGGGGACUGUAGUUGAUCAGCUCCAGAAGGGAAGUCCCAAACUUGCUUCUGAAAGGGAAGUUGUUUGCUUGCAGGAGGAUAUCAUAAUGCAGUCUGAUCCUAGCUUACUUACUUCAGAAGAGCUGUCGGAUAACUUUCUUUUCCUUCAAGAGAAUAAUUUACUAAAGGGGGCACUGAGUAACAGAACUGGUGGUGGUGACUUAAAAGGAGCAUCUGACAACACAAAAAUGCUAGAUCCACCAAAUACAGACUCUCUGGGGGUUGGACUUAAAAUGGCUGGGAAUUCUCCAGUCCAUGAAGACGAACAUUUUGUGCAAAUGAGCACAAAUAAAAACAAAAGUAUUCCGUCCCAGCCCCUUAUGCAAGGUCAAAUGUCUCCCAGGUCACCUGCGGUGGAUAAGGAGCAGGUAUCCCCCUUAUCCCCCUUAUCAGGAACUGAAAAACCCUCUCCUAACAUAGAAGUUAAUGAUAACUCUGCCUGCAGUAUUGAUUACUCUUCUUACCUUGACAUGGAUCAAGUCUCUGAUGCUUGCUUUAAUGAAACGUUAUCCAUGAAUGCCAAAAACCAAACUAAUGGGAGUAGCCCCUGUCAUAGCAUUGCACUCUGUGCUCAAGAGGAAGAAAGACAGAAGAAUAAGCAUGAAGUUAAAUGCAAUAGUAGUUGUUGGGGGGAGCUGAUUGAGGAUCUGAAGAAUAAGCCAUCUGGAUUAGAGCAAGGUGAUGAGUAUAUUCUGGAGCCAACUGACGAAACUUUAACAGAGGUUCAGAAAUGUAACAAAGAGACCCCGAUCAAAGACAUUGCGCUUUCGUCUGUCCUUCCUUCAGACCGUACAAGUCACGACAGUCUACUGGAGGACAGCUUAUCAGCUCCCACACAGAGCAUGGGGCAGUCUAUUGAUACACCGGACUCAUUGGAUUCAUUAGAUGUUAUUGAGGUCUUAGAGUCUUUAGUGGGUCAGAGCCCCCAGAAACCUUUGCCACCUGAUAAACCUGCUGACAGUGGCUAUGAAACUGAAAACCUGGAGUCUCCUGAAUGGACUUCACACCUUGUUGGCAGCGACUCCAGUGAAGACAUGGCUUUGUCCAGUGCUGCUGGUGAUGGUCUUUCGCAUGACAAGCCUAUGAUCAUUCUGUCGUCAGAUGUCAAUACAGACUUAGGCACAGCAAAUACCAUGGAUGCAUUUGAGGGCAUCUCUAAGACUUCUUUUGGGGGCAUCCAGAAUUCGUACAGAGAUUCUGCUUAUUUUUCUGAUAACGAUUCUGAACUAGAUAAGAAAUCUGAGGUUACAAAUACAUUGGCAGACACUCAAGUACGAACAGAGGGUGGUAUGUGCAGUGACUACUUUGAAAUAGAAGAGAAUAAAAAUGCUGAAAAUCGGUCAAGUGAUGAUCAAGUAGCCAGUGACCAGUUCACAAAGAACUCAUGCUUGCAGCUAGAGUUGGAGGAGAAGCUGGAGACCGCUGAAACAAAACAAGAGUGUCUUCAUAAAGGUGACAAUACAGCUUCAUUGCUACCUGUGGUAGAUCUAGAGCCUACUGAUGAAGAUGACAUUGAGAUCAUAUAUGAGGAUUCCCCCAGAAGUGUCUCUUGCACAGGCACUAACACAGCAGACUUCCUUCCUGAGAGAGAUCUAAAGCUCACCCCUAACUUGUAUGGCCCUGCUGAAGUGUUGGAAAAAUCCUUAGUGUGCCACUUUGAAGGUCAUAAUAAGUUGAAAGAGCCAGACAUUGAAGGAAAAUACCUUGGUAAACUUGAUGUUUCUGGGAUUCUUGAUCUGUCAGUGGAUGGGGAUGAUGCUGAUGAAGAAGAUGAGAACAGUGACGAUUCUGAGGAUGAUAUGAGAACUUUCCACUUGCAUGGACUUAGCUCUGACAGCGAUGAGGAAAUUGUCCAUCAAGUACCGGUGAUCCUUACUGAUAGGGAUGAUGGCAAACAUCUAAGGAGCUUGUUAAAACAUCUGAAGCCACCAGGGCAGAACAACCCUUCUGAAAACUUUAUGAAGAAUGAAAGGAAAGCAGUAACGUUCUUUGAUGAUGUCACAGUCUAUCUUUUCGAUCAGGAAACACCAACCAAAGAGCUCGGAAAUCGUGCUACCGAAUCAAACCACUCAGAUUCUGAUAACACUCCUGUUCCUGCUUCAGGCCCUGGUUACUUGAAUAAAUUUACAAAUUCAGAAAGUUCUACAGAUGAAGAAGGUGGAGGUUUUGAAUGGGACGACGACUUCUCUUCUCCAGAGCCCUCUUUCAUAGCAAAGGCAGCAAACAGCCUCAUUAGUUCCAAGCCUUCUCUUCAGACCUCAAAGUACUUCUCCCCACCACCACUGCCUCGAAGCUCUGAACAAAGCUGGUCGAAUCCUUUACCUUACUCCAGGUUCUCUAUCUCUCCAGCAAACAUUGCAAGCUUCUCGCUCACUCACCUUACGGAUUCUGAUAUUGAACAGGGAGGGAGCAGUGAAGAUGGAGAAAAAGACUGAAGCUUCUUCCCUUGGAGCAUGGUCAUCAUUUGGGGGGGGGGUCACU